This is a messenger RNA of Brassica rapa (field mustard), 1357 nucleotides long. Its product is annotated as mitochondrial adenine nucleotide transporter ADNT1. Lineage: Eukaryota; Viridiplantae; Streptophyta; Magnoliopsida; Brassicales; Brassicaceae. The record is from RefSeq and is a predicted model, not a curated record. Gene Ontology annotation, biological process: transmembrane transport.
AGGAUUGAAUCCGUUUGUGUGUUGUGCAGAGUUGAAACCUCACUUUCAGUUAAGCGCAGAGAGCCGUCACAGACAGAACAACCUUAAAAAAAAAAACUCAAUAGAAGGAGACACACUGAGAAGAAAUUGGAUUUUUUAGAUUUGUUUCAGUUCGAGGGAGAUUGGUUCGGUUCGAUAACUUAGCUUUGUUCUCUCUCUUUUGUUUAAUGGCAUCGGAGGAUGUGAAGAGGAGGGAAGGGGUUAAUAAAGCUCCGAGCAAUGCCGUAAUCGGGAUCUGCAAGUCUUUGAUCGCCGGUGGCGUUGCCGGCGGAGUGUCGAGAACUGCUGUUGCUCCGUUGGAGAGACUGAAGAUUUUACUACAGGUUCAAAAUCCACACAGUAUAAAGUACAAUGGGACAGUUCAAGGAUUGAAGUAUAUAUGGAGGACUGAAGGCUUCCGUGGAUUGUUCAAAGGCAAUGGUGCUAACUGUGCUCGUAUUGUUCCUAACUCUGCCGUCAAGUUCUUCAGCUACGAGCAGGCUUCCAAGGGGAUACUCUACCUCUACCGACAACAGACAGGGAACGAUGAGGCUCAGCUCACACCUCUUUUACGGCUUGGAGCUGGAGCUUGUGCUGGAAUAAUUGCCAUGUCAGCUACUUACCCGAUGGACAUGGUGCGCGGUAGGCUCACUGUCCAGACAGACAAAUCUCCUUAUCAAUACAGAGGAAUGGUCCAUGCACUAUCCACGGUCCUGCGUCAAGAAGGACCAAGAGCAUUGUACAGAGGAUGGCUUCCCUCUGUAAUCGGAGUUGUUCCCUACGUAGGCCUUAACUUUGCAGUCUACGAGUCUCUAAAAGACUGGCUAGUCAAAUCAAAACCUUUUGGGAUAAUCGACAACAACAACUCGGAGCUGACGGUGACAACAAGACUCGCAUGUGGAGCCAUAGCUGGAACAAUGGGCCAAACCGUUGCGUACCCACUUGACGUAGUUCGUAGAAGAAUGCAGAUGGUUGGUUGGAAAGACGCUUCAUCGGUUAUCACAGGUGAUGGUAGAGGGAAAGCUCCGAUAGAGUAUUCUGGAAUGGUUGAUGCGUUUAGGAAAACGGUUCGACAUGAAGGCCUUGGUGCAUUGUACAAGGGCUUGGUCCCUAACUCCGUCAAGGUAGUGCCAUCGAUAGCGAUAGCGUUUGUGACGUACGAGAAGGUUAAGGACAUACUAGGAGUUGAGUUCAGGAUAUCAGAUUGAAAGAAGAAGGAUACAAGAGAGUUCACGUGAUUUAUAGAUUUAAGAUUUAUGAUUUUAUGUAUUGCACCAAUAAUAAUAAUACACUAAUAAUCAAAAGACUCAGGAGCAAAUAGAUACUCAUUUGAAACUCA